AUGGCCCGCUCUCGAGACCCGCUGGAGUGGUAUGACAGUCUGUACUCUCGUACUGUGGACCUCAUCGGCGACUACGCGGGUGACGAACUUUUCAUCAUCGAGGGAGACUCCUUGCUUCUUCAUUCCUUCUCGGACGAAAAGCUGGACUUCUCGCCUGGCUUUCAACAACUCCAUGCGACCUACAUCGUGGAGAAUUUCCUUCGCGCUCUCCUCCAACGGAAGUGUAACUUCCAUGUAGUUUUCUUCUCCAAGCAGGCGGACAUGUGCAUUCCGCAGAAUACCCCAGUUGAACUUCAUUCUAGGUAUCUCCUUGCUCGAGAAGCCAUCAUUCAACACCUCAGCUACAAUCUUACCCUCACUGUUCCAUCCAUAGAAGUCAAAGCCUUUGAUACCUAUCGGUCUACUGACUUCGCGAAGUAUUUAACAUCGAGAGGAGCUUAUUUCUUUAUGUGCCAUGACGGGUCUUUUCCACGAUCCGACACUGCAGGCAAAUAUGGAAGCUCUCGAAAAGACGGCGAUGGCAACGCGGAAGAUCCCGACGGUGCUUCGCAGACUAGCCUUAAUAGAACCAGCCUCUCUGAACACAGUGAGGAAAUAUCUAAUGAAGAGAACUUGACAGCGCUCCGCCUUGAAUAUCUACGGAAAGUAACCCUGCGGUCAAUGAUCCACUGGUUCAUCUGUCGCGGCUACAAUAUUGCUCUCAUCACCAGCGUGGAAUGCCGCGAUACAAAGGUCAUGGCAAUGAUUGUGGAAGGCUCCAGAAAGAAAGCGCAACAACUGCCACAAAUUCAAAGCACUACACGACAAGUGCCUGGCGACUCUUGGACCGGAUCCCGGUCUGAACAUCAAGCUGAGCCUCAAAUCCUGGAAGAAACCGCUUGCGAUACCGCCGAAAAGAAAAAGAACCUCAAUGGUGUCGGAAAGAAGGGUACGGCCCUCAGCAGACAGCAAAACUCAAAUUUAAACAACACGAAUUCCCUCGUGUCUCAAGCAGAAGUCCUAACAGAAUUGCUGACAACCCCGAAUGGCACACCAGUGCCUGCUCUAACACAACGGGUCUUGCUGGUAGUGAUGACUUUAAGCCACAUGUUUAGAUCUGAUACUAUUGGCAUCACUCAUCUGCUGGAAGCUCGUGCGAUGCUCUUGCAUGUCAUUGCUUUAGAGGAAUGUCGUCUGCCUGAUCGAGCGGUUGGCUCCAUAAAUCAUCCCAGGAGCACGAAGUUCCUGAAAGAUUUUAUCGACACAGCCCGCCACGUUCUCGUGUCAGAUCCCUGGCGAUCGAGUCUUCUCCGCCCAAAGCUACGUUGUGAUUUAGCCGAUCUGCUUGAUGGAAGACUGUUUCUCAACAUUGUGUCCCGGCUUCAGGAGCCUGGCGUUCAACACGCUUUCGCACCGUCACUGCUCUUACGGUUUGAGGCUCUUGCAUCCUCGUUGGAUGACACAUGUGGCAUCAACCUGCGGUUUGAGCCGACAACCCAGAGAACCCUGACUAAGCUGGCCAGGACAAUGCAAGGCCCUGGUUUCAAUGAAACAAUCCAUACAAACCGAGACAAGGAGUUGGCGAAACCAAGAAAUGGAUACGAGGUUUCUGGAGCUGUACUUCCGUUCAGUAAUCCGGUGUUCAAUGCUCACCUAGCUCCCGUCCAUCUUGUCAUAGAUGAAUCCGCUACCGAGCAGACCACGUCACGAAUCUUUCAAGAACGUAGCCACUGGCACAACCACAAGCGCCCUAUCGACCAGAAAGUUGCCCUAACAAUGACAGAACGGCAAAAAGCACGUACUCAUCGACGUAAUCAGCUAUUCAUGGCCGAGAUGAGGGAUUACGCUGCUAGCUUGACCAACGCUAUUGGAGGUGUUUUAGAGCCCGAAACUGUUGUUGUGGCUCCAUCCAAAGGUCGGGCGCAGAAGUCAAAAGCGGGUUCAGCAGAGAUAGAGGAUGCCUCCAGUAAGUUCAAGCCUAAGAAAGGCCCUGCCCAUGGUGGAAUGAAACAUGGUUUCAAACCCAACGUCAAAGAUCUAGCUGCUGCAGCAACCCUAGAAAGGCAGAAUAAGAAUAUCACUAAGCAGAUUGAAGCAUGGACUGCCAAGAGAGCUGGGUUUGAUAGAGAGCCAAACCUCGCAUCCCGCUUUCUAAUGGUCAAGAACUAUUUGGAUAGUCUGGCGAAGAAUAAACGAACAACAUUGGAAGCCGAGGCGUUGACAUACAUGCUCAGCAUUUUGGUUGAGAUAUGGAUAACGAAAUGUGCCACCGACGAGCGAGCCCAUGCAAUGCCAAUUGCCGUGCUCAUUUGGAACUUGAUCCUUCAAAUUGCAAAUCUGAACCAAGGCAUCACUGCGGAAAUAGCAACUUGUGUCGCCAGUACUGUCUCAGCCCUUCGCUUACCCGCCAUGGAACCACUCCCAGUCCAAGGACGGCGGAGCCUUUCCCUCCAGUUCGCCGACUUCAGAUCCAGGAAAGAAAGUCUGGAUAUUCAACUAUCGCCCCUGGAAUUCCAGCUUAUCCAUGCUGGGCCGUUCUUUGAUCGAAAUAUGGACUCAGCGCCAGAUCCUCGGGUUCCCGAUUUUGAGCCAGAUAAAUGGCAACGAGACGUCUUGGACCAGAUCGAUGCGAAGAAUAGUGUCUUUGUGGUUGCUCCAACCAGUGCUGGAAAGACUUUUAUUUCGUUUUACGCCAUGAAACAAGUACUCGAAGAAGAUGACAACGGGGUAUUAGUCUACGUUGCCCCCACCAAAGCACUUGUCAAUCAGAUUGCCGCGGAAGUACAGGCUCGAUUCUCCAAAUCUUUUAAGCAUGGUGGAAAGUCAGUCUGGGCUGUCCACACCCGUGAUUAUCGUAUCAACAACCCGACCGGGUGUCAGGUCUUGGUCACCGUUCCUCACAUGCUCCAGAUCAUGCUUCUUGCCCCAGGAAAUGCGAGCGCUUGGUCAUCUCGAGUCAAGCGCAUCAUCUUUGACGAGAUUCACUGCAUUGGCCAAGCGGAGGAUGGGGUUGUAUGGGAACAGUUACUUCUUCUCACGCCUUGUCCUAUCAUUGCACUGUCAGCUACAGUUGGAAAUCCACGCAAGUUCAGCGCUUGGCUCAGCCAGACUCAGGAGACCAACGGCAUCCAUCUUGAGAUGAUUGAACAUCGGCACCGCUACUCGGAUCUACGGAAGUACGUCUACAAUCCACCACAAAAUUUCCUCUUUAAUGGUUUCUCGGUCCGUCCGCAACUGCCUUCAGUUGGACUUGAUAACGCUGUGGGAAUAACUUUCAUGCAUCCCGUUACUAGUUUAGUCGACCGGUCAAGGGGGAUGCCCGAUGAUCUCAGUCUCGAACCACGAGAUUGCUGGAUGCUGUGGAAUGCUAUGAAAAAGCACCAGACAAAGGACUUUCCCGUUGACGAGUUGUUGGACCCUUUAAAUUGUCUCCCGCGAAUCGUCCGUAGAGCGGAUGUCAUCGAGUGGGAAGCGAAGCUGAAAGCACUUCUGAAGACCUGGAUGGAGAGCCACCAGUCACCUUUUGAAAUGGUGUUGAGAGAACUAGAGGAUGCCUUGAGGAGCGCAUCACGGCCGGAGCUUCAGAUAUCUUCUGGAAAACUCAAGGAAAGUGAGUCCCCUUGUUCGGUUGAGGAUGCAAAUUGCCUCAACACCACCCUGCCACUUGUCUGUUCGCUACACGACCAAGGAGCUCUGCCAGCGCUAUUCUUCAACUAUGACCGAAGUUCGUGUGAGCUUAUGUGUCGGUGUCUCAUCAGUGAGUUUCAAGGAGCCGAAGCUCGCUGGAAAGAGUCUAGCCAAGCUUGGAAAACUCAGGUCAGCAAGUGGGAAGACUGGAAACAGAGUCAGGCCAGACACGCCAAAAAGAAGGCACCGAAGAAGACGAAGAGAGGUAUGGCCGACGACGAAGGAGCAACGCGGAUUGAGCGGAUGCGGGAUGCAGGGUCAGCAGAGUCAAGUCCUUACGAGUCUUUCAACCCAGACGAUCCAGUCAACGGAUUUCAUCUGGCGGAUACACAGAAGCUCACGCCGUCGGAACUGCAGCAGUACGCUGAUGACCUCAAGGUACGGCUUGUACCUGAUUGGCUGAUCGAUGCCUUGAAGCGUGGCAUCGGUGUUCACCAUGCAGGUCUAAACCGCAAAUAUCGUCAGGUGUGCGAGAUUCUAUUCCGGAAGGGAUAUUUGCGCGUGGUGAUAGCCACCGGCACACUGGCGUUAGGUAUCAACAUGCCCUGUAAGACUGUCGUCUUCUCAGGAGACUCGAUAUUCCUCACAGCUCUCAAUUUUCGCCAGGCAGCCGGUCGAGCCGGGCGUCGAGGGUUCGACGUGCUGGGAAAUGUAGUCUUCCAGGGAGUACCAUAUUCAAAGGUCUGCCGUCUACUCAGCUCAAGGCUCCCGGAUCUCAACGGACACUUUCCAAUCACAACUAGCCUAGUUUUGCGGCUUUUCAUCUUGCUGCACGAAUCCAAACAUGCGGCCUAUGCCGUCAAGGCGAUCAACUCAAUCCUUUCCUGUCCGCGCAUCUACCUAGGUGGCCCCGAAUCGAAACAUACUGUCUUGCAUCAUCUGCGAUUCUCGAUCGAAUAUCUUCGCCGUAACCAUCUGUUGGAUGCUUCGGGUGCCCCUUUGAAUUUCGCCGGCUGCGUGUCUCACCUAUAUUACACUGGAAAUGCAGGCUUUGCAUUUCACGCGUUACUCAAAAGCGGGUACUUCAGCAAGCUCUGCGCGGACAUCCAUUUCCGGCCUAAACAAGUUCUGCUCACACUGAUGCUCGUCAUGUCGCACCUCUUUGGACGCCAGUAUCUCAGACAGUCUGUUUUGGAGUCUCACCGCGCGGCGAUGCGGUGGUCGUCAUCGGUCGUCAUUCUCCCCCCUCUACCAAAAGCAGCAACCAGCAUAAUGCAGGCCCACAACGAUCGAACGUUAGAUAUAUACGCUGCCUAUGUCUCAACAUUCAUUGAUCAACACGUCAAAGAAGCCGACCAUAACCUACCACUCACCGGGAUGAAAUGUGGCGGAGACAAGUCAUUAAAGGAGAUUGGGCUGUUGGUAUCUGCUCUCCCUCCCGUGCGCAUUAAUUCCGCUUUCGUUGCCCUUUCAGGCCAUCGAGACGAGUGGGAGAGUGUAUCCGACCUUUGCAAGAUGGUUCGCAGCGGUGUUUGGCUAGAGGAGGCUGUGGUUCCCUACGUGGGGACCUACCCAGGCGAUGGCACGACACUCUUAAACGCUUAUCUCUACGAUUUCUUCAAGCAUGGCAGCGUUCUUGCCCUCGAAAAGGAGAAUGGUAUCCGCAGAGGGGACAUCUGGUUUGUACUCAACGACUUCUCUCUUGUUCUCGCGACCAUCGUGACUAGUUUAGAGAAUUUUCUCAAGCUCUCCCUGACCACCGGAACCGAGAUGUUAGAUGUCAUGGGCUCCGGCGACACGCGAGAAUUAGAACUCGAUGAGAGAGUCCUGGAAGUCGAGUUAGGUAACGAAUGUACGAUAAGUCCUUCGAUACUAUCUGUUCACGAGAAGACAAAGGACGACUCAACUUCUCCAAAACCACCUUCUGCUCUCCGGAAGAAGCCGGCUGACAGCUGGGAUGACGAAAUAAGCGACGAUAUGGUCGAAAAUGAUAUUGGUAUUCCAGAAACCAUGGGUGAGGCGCUCAAGGCAGCCAAACCGGAGAAGAAGCAUUUUGGGAAAGGUAUGAAGCUGCUAAGGGAGGUCGAAGAUAACGGAGGGGGGCUGGAGCUCGGAGAUGGUGAGUUGUCGAUGAUUUUGAAGGCAUUCACCAUGCUUCAAGACGAGUUCAAUCAGAAGUUCAAGGUAAUGUGGGCAUAA
Molecule: messenger RNA, 5805 nt
Organism: Rhinocladiella mackenziei CBS 650.93
Lineage: Eukaryota; Fungi; Ascomycota; Eurotiomycetes; Chaetothyriales; Herpotrichiellaceae
Exons: 4
Coding region: 1-5805 (1934 amino acids)
Cellular component (GO): cytoplasm
Molecular function (GO): ATP binding; nucleic acid binding
Source: RefSeq, a predicted model, not a curated record